Messenger RNA from Zalophus californianus (California sea lion), 1631 nucleotides. RefSeq names its product keratin 40 (gene KRT40). Lineage: Eukaryota; Metazoa; Chordata; Mammalia; Carnivora; Otariidae. The transcript is spliced from 8 exons. The record is from RefSeq and is a predicted model, not a curated record. The coding region runs from base 129 to 1424 and encodes 431 amino acids. Gene Ontology annotation, molecular function: structural molecule activity.
GGACGACUGAGCAGCUCCUGAACGCCCCUCCUCCCCCAGAGACGCUGGUCUACGGCUACAUUUAGAACCACUUUCUCUUACAGAAACCUAACGGCUGGCUGAGCGACACACCAGGCCACCGAAGCGGGAUGACUUCUGAGUGUUCCCCCACGUGCUGCUCUUCUGAAUCCUGUGCCAGGGCUUCUGAAUGUGCCUUUGCUCCAACCUGCUCCAUGGAAACCACUUGCCUCCCCAGCACCCCUGCUACAUCCAGACGCCAGACUCCUAGCUUCCUACCCAGGUCUCGCUUGCCAGCUGGUUGCCUCACACCAUGCUACUUUGCUGGGAGUUGUAAUACUCCGUGCUUGGUGGGGAACUGUGCUUGGUGUGAGGAUGGGGUGUUCAACAGCAAUGAGAAGGAGACGAUGCAGUUCCUGAAUGGCAGACUCGCCAGCUAUCUGGAGAAGGUGCAUGGCCUGGAGGAGAUGAAUGCAGAGCUGGAAUGCAGGAUCCGAGAACAAUGUGAAGAGGCUAUCCCACUGGUGUGCCCCGAUUAUCAGCGUUACUUCGACACCAUCGAAGAGCUCCAGAAAAAGAUCUUGUGCACGAAGGCAGAGAAUUCUAGACUUGCCGUUCAGCUUGACAACUGCAGACUGGCUGCCGAUGACUUUAGGUCAAAGUACGAAUCGGAACUGUCUCUUCGCCAGCUGGUAGAGACAGACAUUGGCGGCCUGCGUGGGAUCCUGCGUGAGCUGACUCUGUGCAAAGCUGAUCUGGAGGCCCAUGUGGAAUCUCUGAAGGAAGAUCUCCUUUGCCUUAAGAAAAACCACCAAGAGGAGGUCAACUUGCUUCAUGGACAGCUGGGUGACCGACUCAGUGUGGAGCUGGACACUGCCCCCACCAUCGACCUCAACAGGGUCCUGGAUGAGAUGCGUUGUCAGUAUGAAACAGUGCUCGCCAACAACCGCAGAGACGUGGAAGAAUGGUUCGCUGUUCAGACCGAGGAGCUGAAUCAGCAGCAGUUGUGCAGCGCGAAGCAGCUGCAGGGCUGCCAGACAGAGAUCCUGGAACUGAAACGCACAGCCAAUGCUCUGGAAAUUGAGCUCCAAGCACAGCAAAGCCUGACAGAAGCUCUGGAAUGCACCGUGGCAGAGACGGAGGCCCAGUACAGCUCCCAGCUGGCCCAGAUGCAGUGCCUGAUUGAUCAUGUGGAGGCCCAGCUGGCUGAGAUCAGGUGUGACCUGGAGCGGCAGAACCAGGAGUGCGAGCUGCUGCUCGACACAAAAGCCCGGCUGGAGUGUGAGAUCAACACGUACCGGGGUCUCCUUGAGAGUGAGGACAGCAGGCUUCCCUGUAACCCGUGUCCUGCCGUAAGCACAUCAAGCAACACUUGUGAGCCAUGCUCGGCGUAUGUGAUUUGCACAGUCGAAAACUGCUGUACAUGAAUCCUAACCCCCCUGCGCAGCAGAUGGAGGAAUCAAAGCCACAGUGUCCUGGAAAGGAGAUGUGGCUUCAAUCACAGACAUCCAAGCCUGAAAGUCAAGAAGGCGUUUCUAUCCUAAAAUUGACCUCUAAACAUCCUCACUCUAUUUCUGCUUUAUCAUUUCCUCUCCUGCCUGCUUAUUUGUGAUAUUCUAGGAGUCUAUAAAACU